AUGGCCGGCGACCCCCAGGAAACGUGGAGGCGGCUGCAGAUGUCGCUGAAGAAUGCGCAGCAGUCGGGCAGGCAAUUCGGCGGAGGUCCUGGCAAAAACGCUCUUGGAGGCGUUGCGGGAUUGGUUAUAUUGGGAGGGCUGGGCAUAGUAGCGAGCAAUGCGCUCUUCAACGUCGACGGUGGUCACCGAGCAAUCAAGUACACCCGGAUAGGCGGUGUUGGCAAAGAAAUCUACAGCGAAGGUACCCACAUCAAGAUCCCCUGGUUCGAGACCCCCAUCACCUACGACGUGCGCGCAAAGCCCCGAAACGUCGCCUCCCUCACCGGCACCAAGGACCUGCAGAUGGUCAACAUAACCUGCCGUGUGCUAUCCCGCCCGCGGGUCGACGCUCUGCCCCAGAUCUACCGAACCCUGGGCACCGACUACGACGAGCGCGUGCUGCCGUCCAUCGUGAACGAGGUGCUCAAGAGCGUAGUAGCGCAGUUCAACGCCAGCCAGCUCAUCACCCAGCGUGAGAACGUCAGUAGGCUAGUGCGGGAAAACUUGGUGCGGAGAGCGGCGAGGUUCAAUAUCAUGCUCGACGAUGUGUCUUUAACUCACCUCGCUUUCUCCCCCGAGUUCACCGCCGCCGUCGAAGCCAAGCAAGUCGCCCAGCAAGAAGCCCAGCGCGCGGCCUUUGUCGUCGACAAAGCCAGACAGGAGAAGCAGGCCACGAUUGUGCGCGCACAGGGUGAAGCCCGCUCCGCCGAGCUGAUCGGUGACGCCAUCAAGAAAUCGCGGUCGUAUGUCGAUCUGCGGGAGUUCGAGAACGCGAGGAACGUCGCGCAGAUAUUGCAGACAAGCCAGAACAAGGUGUACCUCGACUCGACGAACUUGGGCCUCAACAUCAGCCAGACGGCCGUGGACAAGGCUUCGAGGGCCCAGAAAUAG
Molecule: messenger RNA, 930 nt
Organism: Mytilinidion resinicola
Lineage: Eukaryota; Fungi; Ascomycota; Dothideomycetes; Mytilinidiales; Mytilinidiaceae
Exons: 4
Coding region: 1-930 (309 amino acids)
Biological process (GO): mitochondrion organization
Cellular component (GO): membrane; mitochondrion
Source: RefSeq, a predicted model, not a curated record